Messenger RNA from Molossus molossus (Pallas's mastiff bat), 2767 nucleotides. It is a transcript of the gene KBTBD7, whose product is annotated as kelch repeat and BTB domain containing 7. The coding region runs from base 312 to 2351 and encodes 679 amino acids. NCBI's taxonomy places the organism in Eukaryota, Metazoa, Chordata, Mammalia, Chiroptera, Molossidae. The transcript has a single exon. Gene Ontology annotation, molecular function: protein binding. The record is from RefSeq and is a predicted model, not a curated record.
GGGCGUCUGCCGGUGUUGCCAGCGCGGCGGCUGCGGCUCUCUCGGUUCCGCCAGCGGGUUCAGCGAGGGCGAGCCAGACGGCGAAGGGCGUGGAGCUGGACCGGGUGAGUCAGGCACUCCCUGCGCGAUAAAGGGAGGCGGCGCCGUCGCCCUCGCCCUCUCGUCGGGCUGCGCGGAGUCGGGCGGCCCCGGCCGGGCGCGCACUCAGGGACUCCGUUAUCGUUGCGACAGCGAUAGCAGGGCACAGAGGAGAAGCCAGAGCCCGGCCCUAGCACCUGUUCUCGCCCUCAGCACCCGCCACCGGCCCCACCAUGCAGUCCCGGGAAGAUGCGCCGCGCUCUCGCCGCCUCGCCAGUCCCCGCGAUGGGAGGAGGCCUAAGAGGAUUUCCAAACCCUCCGUUUCGGCUUUUUUCACGGGCCCGGAGGAGCUGAAGGACACGGCCCAUUCUGCAGCGCUGCUGGCACAGCUCAAGUCCUUCUACGACUCUCGGCUGCUAUGUGAUGUGACCAUCGAGGUGGUGACGCCUGGCAGUGGGCCUGGCACAGGCCGCCUUUUUUCCUGCAACCGUAACGUGCUGGCUGCCGCAUGUCCCUACUUCAAGAGCAUGUUCACCGGCGGCAUGUACGAGAGCCAGCAGGCGAAUGUGACCAUGCAUGAUGUGGAUGCCGAGUCCUUUGAGGUGUUGGUCGAAUACUGCUACACGGGUCGCGUGUCGCUAAGUGAGGCCAACGUGCAGCGCCUUUACGCCGCCUCCGACAUGCUGCAGCUGGAGUACGUGCGGGAAGCCUGUGCCUCCUUCCUAGCCCGCCGCCUUGACCUGGCUAACUGCACCGCCAUCCUCAAGUUUGCUGAUGCCUUCGACCAUCACAAGCUGCGAUCACAGGCCCAGUCCUUCAUAGCCCACAACUUCAAACAGCUCAGCCGCAUGGGUUCAGUACAGGAGGAGACUCUGGCAGAUCUGACCCUGGCCCAGCUGCUGGCCGUCCUGCGUCUGGAUAGUCUAGACAUUGAGAGUGAGAGGACAGUGUGUCACGUUGCCAUGCAGUGGUUGGAGGCGGCCCCCAAGGAGCGGGGUCCCAGUGCUGCAGAAGUCUUCAAGUGUGUCCGCUGGACACAUUUCACUGAUGAAGAUCAGGAUUACCUAGAAGGGCUGUUGACCAAGCCCAUUGUGAAGAAGUACUGUCUCGACCUUAUUGAAGGGGCUCUGCAGAUGCGAUUUGGUGACAUGUUGUACAAGUCUGUGGUGCCAGAGCCAGACAGCAGUAGUAGCUCUGUUGUAUCCGCAGCAGAAAAUCCACCCCAGAGGCUAGGUAUGUGUGCCAAGGAGAUGGUGAUCUUCUUUGGACAUCCCAGAGAUCCCUUUCUCUGCUAUGAUCCGUACUCGGGGGACAUUUACACAAUGCCAUCACCUUUGGCCAGCUUGGCUCACACUAAAACUAUCACCUCCUCAGCUGUGUGUGUCUCUCCAGAUCAUGACAUCUAUCUGGCUGCCCAGCCCAGGAAACAUCUCUGGGUGUAUAAACCAGCCCAGAAUACUUGGCAGCAACUUGCAGAUCGCUUGCUCUGUCGUGAGGGCAUGGAUGUGGCCUACCUCAAUGGCUACAUUUAUAUCUUGGGUGGGCGAGACCCUAUUACUGGAAUUAAAUUGAAGGAAGUGGAAUGUUACAGUGUUCAGAGGAACCAGUGGGCACUGGUGGCUCCUGUACCCCAUUCCUUCUAUUCCUUUGAACUAAUAGUGGUUCAGAACUACCUUUAUGCUGUGAACAGUAAGCGCAUGCUCUGCUAUGAUCCUAGCCACAAUAUGUGGUUGAACUGUGCUUCUCUUAAACGUAGUGACUUUCAGGAAGCCUGUGUAUUCAAUGAUGAGAUCUAUUGUAUCUGUGACAUCCCAGUCAUGAAGGUCUAUAACCCAGCCAGGGGAGAAUGGCGGAGGAUUAGUAAUAUUCCUUUGUUCUCAGAGAUCCACAAUUAUCAGAUUGUCAGUCAUGGCCAAAAGUUGCUACUCAUCACUUCUACCACGCCACAGUGGAAAAAAAACCGGGUGACUGUGUAUGAAUAUGAUACUAGGGAAGACCAGUGGAUUAAUAUAGGUACCAUGUUAGGUCUUUUGCAGUUUGACUCUGGCUUUAUUUGUCUUUGUGCUCGUGUUUAUCCUUCUUGCCUUGAACCUGGUCAGAGUUUCAUCACUGAGGAAGAUGAUGCACGGAGUGAGUCUAGUAAUGAUUGGGACUUAGACGGAUUCAGUGAGCUGGACUCUGAGUCAGGAAGUUCAAGUUCUUUUUCUGAUGAUGAAGUCUGGGUGCAGGUUUCACCUCAGCGAAAUGCACAGGAUCAGCAGGGUUCUUUGUAAAUAUUUUGAAACACUAAGAUGUUUCUACUGCUAUGUAAUGUAUCUUUUAAAAAUAUUCUUUUCCUGAAAACAAAAAAUUGAUUAAGACUGCAGAUUUGGUUUAGAAAGGCUAAUGUUUGAAUUACUAAUGUUACAGAAUUUAAAAAGUCCACAAAAUCAACCUAUAUUAGAAUUUACUAUGUUAAACGUCAAGAUUAAAAUAUGCAAAAAACGAACUAUAUAAUUCGUUAGAGUGCUUGGUGGUUUUUUUCAUUGUUUGAGUAUUCAUUGCGCCAGUGGAUUGUAUUAAUUAGUUGCACUGUUUAUAUUUUGGUUAUCUAAUAUAGCUUUCUGUUAACUUUUUAAUUCUAUUUAGUGCCUGCUGCAAGGAAUUUAACUUUUUCACUUUUAGAAUAGAAAACUGGACUAGAAACUGU